Messenger RNA from Pelmatolapia mariae (spotted tilapia), 5299 nucleotides. It is a transcript of the gene ccdc85cb, whose product is annotated as coiled-coil domain containing 85C, b. Gene Ontology annotation, cellular component: apical junction complex. Bases 798 to 1979 code for a protein of 393 amino acids. NCBI's taxonomy places the organism in Eukaryota, Metazoa, Chordata, Actinopteri, Cichliformes, Cichlidae. The transcript is spliced from 6 exons. The record is from RefSeq and is a predicted model, not a curated record.
CUGCGCCGCACUUUUUCAUCUACCUGCUGCCCACUUCUCUCGCACGUCUUGAUUGGUCGUCUAGAGCUGAAUCCUCUUGAAUGAUUUCAAACCCGAGUGUUUGGACAAGAGGGAGGAGAGGGGCGGGGGGGUCCACUGAUAAUUCCGAGCCUGCUGGGUGGAAAGGAUUGAGUCGUCCGUCCACUAUCACACCGCCUCACUGAAGACGCUUUUAUCCGGGGAGACGGUGAAAAACGUCCAAGAGGGCUUUUCUUAUAGGUUGCGCGUUUUACUCGAACAUUCGCUGUUUUGCGCGAAAUUAGGUUGAAUUCACCUAAACAAGAAAAAAGGAAGCAGGCAGGCGGAUUUCACGUUUUCCAUCAUGUGAAUGUUGUGAUGUCCAGCAGAGACGGUGCACACUGUUACGGGUCGCUGUGUUUUUGCCGACAGGACUCGGUGAUCGAAAAUCUAUGAUAAUCGAUUUUAUAUCGCUUGUUUGUUUCUGACCGACUGUGACCACCAACUGUUGUUCCUGUGAGUAUUUUUCAUUUAUUUUACCAGAUCAGUGGUGGCAUUUCUUUAAAAGCUCGGAUUGUGGAAGCAUCACAGUCAUAUUUGUGUUGUUUGUUUGUUUUUUUCAGUUUUAUUAUCCGCUUGAAGAUCAGGGCAUUAUCGAUACUUUUCAGAUUUUUCCCCCCUUUUUGGACAAUGUAUUCGUGUUUUAACACGAUUCCGCAACUGAGGUUAGGUUAGUGAGUUUCUGAGAGUUAAUUUUAAGCAGCUGCAUAAACGAACUGAGACUUGUAGCCGCGACAGUCAUGGCUAAAAAUCCGUCCGAGGGGCCGAAGGAUGACCUGAGCCAGCUGACGGACGAUGAGCUGCUGCGGUGCAGCAAAGAGGAGCUGGUUAGGAAAUUAAGGAGGGUUGACGGCGAGAAAAUGAACUUGAUGAUCGAGCAUGGCAACAUGAUGAAGGACAUUAACCGGCGGCUGCAGGUGCACCUUCAUGAAAUCCGGAACCUGAAGGAGAUCAACCAGAAGCUCCAAGAUGACAACCACGAGCUCCGGGAGCUCUGCUGCUUCCUGGACGACGACCGGCAGAAGGGCAAGAAGCUGUCCCGGGAGUGGCAGCGCUUCGGCCGCUACACAGCCAGCGCCAUGUGGAAGGAGGUGGGCACCUACAUGAUGAAGCUCAAGGAGCUGGAGGCCAACCAGGAGACUGUGCUGAGGGAGAACUCUGAACUGAAGGAGAUCAUCCUCAUGCUGGAUGAAGAGAGGAAUGGGGCAGGGUCCCGGAGCUCCAUAGAUAGUCAGUCCAGCUUGACCAACCUGAACGGGGGCACCAGCACGGUCAGGGAUGUUGGAGAUGGGAGUAGCACGUCCAGCACAGGAAGUGCCGGUAGCCCCGAUCACCACAAUCACAACCACAUGCACAAGCCCUCAGAGAACGGUAAGAUGGGGCCCACGAUGAGAAGAUCCAUGGAUGACCUGUCAGCGCCACAUCAUCACAGAAGCAUCCCCAAUGGACUGAAUGAUUCUUCCUCCAACUACAUCAGGCAGCUGGAGACGAAAGUGCGGAUACUGGAAGACGAUAACAAUAAGCUCCUCUCACAGCAGUGUAACCCAGGUGACCUUCGUGCCCUGAGGAAGGGAAUGACUCUGUACCACUCAGAGUCCCAGCUGUCCUCACUGCCCCAGCGCCAGGAAGCCAUGCACAUGGGGACUGGACGUCUACCAACUAGCGAGUCCUCUCCAGCUACAGGCUAUUUGUCCUGCGUCCAAAAGCCUGAGGCUGUGGUCCAUGCCAUGAAGGUGCUGGAGGUCCACGAGAACUUGGAUAAGCAGGUUCCUGAGGACUAUGAGGAUGAUCUCAGCGAGAAAGAGAAGGCCAUUGUGCGAGAGAUGUGCAAUGUGGUGUGGAGAAAACUGGGUGAUGCAGCAGGAUCAAAGCUGUCCAUCAGACAGCACCUCUCUGGUAACCAGUUCAAAGGCCCGCUGUAGCAUAUCAACCCUAGAGAGAGACGGAGAGAUAUCAGGAUCCACACUCACCUGAAACGCCACCUUCCCACCUGCACCUACACGAACCCGUCACGCCACCGUGCUCCCUCCUGCCGACAGCACCCGGCAUUCCUCCGACAAACGCUCUCUUGAGACUGGCUACAGAAUGGACCUGUUAGUCUCGUUGUUCACGUGGACAACGUUGCCUGUAUACGUUUUUGGAUCUCUGCGCUGACAUGUUGACAGCCGGCAGCUAGUGUCACCAAUCCGCCACUUUUCUGCAUCGGUUUGGAGGCUUUCUCUUUUCUCUCUGUAAACAAACACCCUGCUUUUGCUCCUUUAGAGCUUAGCUGAGCUGUAAUAAGCUAGGGAUGAGACGUGGUUUCGAGCACAGGUGAGGGGGGUGGGGGAGUAGAAGUUGGCAACAGUGAGGCGAUUAAUACUAGCUUCUAUAGAGAGAGACACCCCCAUCCCCUCCCAAGCUCCUGUCACAUGUAUGACCCCGCCUCCCCACUUCCUCCAGCGGUCAAUGAGUAUAACUAGCAUUAGCAUUCUAUAAUGUUAGCCAAGUGAAACCCACUGUGACCUAGCGCCUUUUUGCUCGUAAGACAAGUCUAUGGAUAAUAAAGUCUAGAGAUCACUGUUAACUCGUGUAUAUUAUGUAUAAAACCAUAGCAUUACUUCAUUGUUUCUGUUGAUUUGACUUUAUUUUGUAUUCUAGCGUGGCCAUGUGAUCAAGAAUUGAGUUUUAAAAAGCACACACAUACACACCUACAUACACACACACAGAACUCAAACAGGGUUUGUUUUUGGUAAUACACUAUUUUUUUUAUUAUUGUCAUUAUCAUUAUUAUUAUUCUUUUCCAGAUGAAUUGCUCUUACUCCUUCUCUCUGUAAUGUUUGUUCAAAUGUAUCCGGGCCAUUCUGAAUCUGCCGUCUCGCUCUGUUUAUUAAGGAACAGACAAAUUUUCUUACUUUUGUGAAACGAGCUAAAAAUUGUAUGCUGUGUGCAUGCUUGACAAUCAUUCUCUCAGGUUGGGAGGGCUACAGCUUUACCUUUGCCCAUCUGUGACUGUGCGCGCAUGUGUGUGAGUGUGUUUAAGAGUGUGAGUCUGUGUGGGAGGAGACUGAAUGGUUGGAGCUGUAGCGUCUGCCUGUGAAUCCUCUUUUUUUGGGCCAUUGAACCCUGGUUACAGCCCGAUUGAAGGCUGCUGAAGACAUUUUCUGAAUCCAUCCAAAAUAAAAUGUAACUGCUAUAACUAAAAUAUACUGAACCUCCCCGAUCAGUUUAAUCUGCUCUGAAACUUUUUUUUAUACAGCGGUUUGAAAAGUGCAUGUUUGUCACAGUUGCAGAUUUCAGAUCAUCAAACAAAUUUAAAUAUUAGAUAAAGAUAACACAAGUAAACACAAAAUGCAGUUUCUAAAUUAAGGUGUUUAUUAUUAAUGGGGAAAAAAUCCAAACCUGCAUGGCCCUGUGUGCAAAAAGUGAUAACUGGUAACCUAAUAACUGGUUGGGCCAGCAAAAACAGCAAUAAAGCAGCAACAACUGCAAUCAAGCAUUCACAAUAACUGGCAAUGAGUCUUUGACAGCGCUGUGGAGGAAUGUUGGCCCUCUCAUCUUUGCAGAAUUGUUGUAAUUCAGUCACAUUGGAGGGUUUUCGAGCAUGAGCCGCCUUUUUAGGGUCCUGCCACAGCAUCUCAAUCAGAUUCAGGUGAGGACUUUGAUUAGGCCUCUCCAAAGUGUUCAUUUUACUUUGCUUAAGCCAUUCAGAGGUGGUAUUGCUGGCGUGUUUUGGGUCACUGUCCUACUGCAGAACCCAAGUGCGCUUCAGCUUGAGGUCACAAACAGAUGGCCGGACAUCUGUAGGAUGUUUUGGUAGACGACAGAAUUCAUGGCUCCAUUUACAACAGCCAGUCUUCCUCCUGAGGCAGCUUAACAGCCCCAGCCCAUCACACUACCGCUGUGACCCUUUCCAGACUGAUAGCUGUCAGUGUCUUUGUUUCUCAGGUGUUUCUUCGAGUCGUAGCAUGAUGUGUUGCUUUUUGAGAUCUUUUAGCCUGCUCCACUUUGUCAGACAGGUUCUAUUUAAGUGAUUUCUCAAUUCAACAGGUCUGCCAAUAAUCAGGCCCGAGUGAGUUUAGUGAAACUGAAGUCAGCUUUUUUUUCUUUUUUUUUAAUGUGGUUAAUUACAGUUCAUUCCUGAUUUAACAACAGGGGCAAUUACUUUUUCACACAGGAACUGGUAGGUUUGGAUAGCUUUUCUCCCUUAAUCAGUGAAAUCACCAUUUAAAAACAGUGUUUUAUACUUACUCGGGCUGUUUUUGCCUAAUAUUAAAAUGUGUUUGAUGAUCCAAAACAUGUAAGUGUAACAAAUAUGCAAAACACUAGGAAAUCAGGAAGGGGGCAAAGACUUUUUCACACCACUGUAUCUCUGACGAUAAGGGUAGGGAAAGAAAAAAGUCACAUAGAUGGAUAUUAGACCGUUUCUCACAUCAUGGAUUCAGCAGGUGUGUUUAUGCAGUGCAUGUUUUAUUGAAGUUAUUUUUUCUUUCUUAGAAUAUGAUAUAAGUCUUCCCUUUGAUGUCUCCGUACCAUAAAACACUAACAUUUAAAACAAAAAAAUGUUUCUUGAUGUCAGAAUGAACAAAUACUGUUUGUCGGUGUAUUUAUUGCCAGGUGUAACAUAGUAAGAUAGAGAUGCGAGCGCAGUUGGUAACUGAACGGUCACGUUUUAAACUCAUCAGACGGAUUUCAUGUUGUUAAAGUUGUCUGAUGAGUUUGCCGAGUGACUCGACAGCUCAGGCUCUCCCAUCUCUAGUGUUAUUUGUUCCAAAUUAGAACAUUUCUGAGGCUACCCGUUUGUCCACCUUGGUACUCUCAAUUAAAGGGUUAAAAUAUAUAUAUAAUAAUAAUAUUAAUAAUCAAAGUCUGAUUUUUUUUUAAAGUGUCCUUUUUUCUAGGAACCGAUUUGAAGCCAUUAUACAAUUUUGAAUACUUUAUAUAUGGCAUAUGAUUUGAGACGUGCCACACUGUUUUCUUCAUUGUGUUUUAAUUUGGACCCAGCUGUAUAUUUGAAGAAAAAAAAAAAAAAGCAUCUGUAGUGGUUUUUUUCCUGCCUAUAUGCUAAAACCACAAUACAGAAACCUAGAAUCUACAGUGUAAAUGUCUAUUCCUGUAGUAACUAGCAUGACUGGAACCUCUUUUCGUGGUUUCACCGAUAAAGGUGAAUAUUUCGCUGGUGAGACCGAAAACAUGAAAUAGUCCACUUUUAGAAACAUUUGGAAGAAAAUAAACAAGUUGCUUAAUAAUGAUGUGAACGGCU